Molecule: messenger RNA, 984 nt
Organism: Psylliodes chrysocephalus
Lineage: Eukaryota; Metazoa; Arthropoda; Insecta; Coleoptera; Chrysomelidae
Source: the annotation of a GenBank genome assembly
AUGCGCCCAAGGGAUAAUAAGACCAAGCCUAGUGAAGAACAAAAUCAAGUAACUGUCUAUCUACCGUACGUAGAAGGUGUUACUGAUCAAACUGGGAAAAUACUAAAAAAAAAGGAAAAUCAGCACUGUCUAAAUGCCAACAAAGAAAAUAAAGGAAUAUCUCAAAACAGAAAAACCGUAGGAAACACCAUCACAUCAGCAGGAGUCUACAUAAUUCCAUGCACUUGUAGAAAAAGUGAUGAGUUGACUGUUAUGAGGAAAUGUUUUCCAGCAAUGAGACAUCUUGGAGGUGACAAAAUUGUUCCUAGAGACUGUGUUCUGUUAAAAGCAGGACCAAGAAAAAAUGAUUUACCUUUUGUCGCAAAGAUUGCUUCUCUUUGGGAGAACCCUGAUGAUGACCAGGAGAAUCCCCCGGUCAAAAAUUUGCCGGUUUGCCCUUCAAAUGACCCUGAGGACUUAGAACGGCCACAAGAAGAAGACUCAACUAUGGAUACUACCCCUGAGGUCGGGGAUACAGCCUCAAGAAAACAGUCACUAGCUGGGUCAGAUGAUAAUAGCUACUACGACACCCACGAAAAUCCUACCGGCAGCCCAACGGUAGAUAAGCCGGAAAAUUCGGUAUAUAAAACUACUGAAAGCCUAAUUAAAGAACUUGAAAAAUCGGAUGAGUCGAUUAAUACGUCCAACGACUCUCAGGAGUCAAUGGACACUGGUCUAGAGAAUACGAUAAUUGAAAACAAGGGAACCGGGGAAGGUGAGAUGAUGAUGUCUUUGUUGUGGUACUAUCGACCAGAGCAUACAGAACAAGGAAGGUUACCUACAGAUCAAUCGGAUGAAGUUUUUGCAUCACGACAUAAAGAUUCGAACAGUGUGGCAUGUAUCGAUGAUAAGUGUUAUGUCCUCACCUUCAAUGAAUAUUGCAGUCGAUACACAUUGGUUGAAGAAUUAAACACUUUACAAAUUAACGUAAUAGCUCUUACAUAA